AUGAAAUCCAACCCUGCCAUCCAAGCUGCCAUCGACCUCACGGCUGGGGCCGCAGGGGGCACAGCAUGUGUCCUGACCGGACAGCCCUUCGACACCAUGAAGGUGAAGAUGCAGACGUUCCCCAACCUGUACCGGGGCCUCGCCGACUGCUGCCUCAAGACCUACUCCCAAACGGGCUUCUGGGGCUUCUACAAGGGCACCAGCCCCGCGCUCAUCGCCAACAUCGCCGAGAACUCUGUCCUCUUCAUGUGCUACGGCUUCUGCCAGCAGGUGGUGCGGAAAGUGGCUGGGCUGGACCGGCAGGCGAAGCUGAGUGAUCUGCAGAACGCAGCUGCCGGCUCCUUCGCCUCUGCCUUUGCUGCCCUGGUCCUCUGCCCCACGGAGCUGGUGAAGUGCCGGCUGCAGACCAUGUAUGAGAUGGAGACGUCGGGCAAGAUAGCCAAAAGCCAGAACACAGUCUGGUCUGUCGUGAAGACUGUCUUUAGGAAGGACGGCCCCUUGGGCUUCUACCACGGACUCUCAAGUACUUUACUGCGAGAAGUACCAGGCUACUUCUUCUUUUUCGGUGGCUAUGAACUGAGCCGGUCAUUUUUUGCCUCGGGGAGAUCGAAAGACGAAUUAGGCCCUGUCCCUUUGAUGUUAAGUGGUGGAUUUGGUGGAAUCUGCCUGUGGCUUGCUGUUUACCCAGUGGAUUGUAUCAAAUCCAGGAUUCAAGUUCUUUCCAUGUCUGGCAAACAGGCAGGAUUUAUCGGAACCUUUAUAAGCAUCGUGAAAAAUGAAGGAGUACCGGCCUUAUAUUCUGGACUGAAACCUACCUUGAUUCGCGCAUUCCCUGCCAACGGGGCCCUCUUCUUGGCCUAUGAAUACAGCAGGAAGUUGAUGAUGAACCAGUUUGAAGCAUACUGA
Molecule: messenger RNA, 906 nt
Organism: Rangifer tarandus platyrhynchus (Svalbard reindeer)
Lineage: Eukaryota; Metazoa; Chordata; Mammalia; Artiodactyla; Cervidae
Source: the annotation of a GenBank genome assembly